Messenger RNA from Histoplasma mississippiense, 1374 nucleotides. RefSeq lists its product as hypothetical. NCBI's taxonomy places the organism in Eukaryota, Fungi, Ascomycota, Eurotiomycetes, Onygenales, Ajellomycetaceae. Gene Ontology annotation, molecular function: ATP binding; mRNA binding. Gene Ontology annotation, biological process: cytoplasmic stress granule assembly; P-body assembly. The record is from RefSeq and is a predicted model, not a curated record. Gene Ontology annotation, cellular component: cytoplasmic stress granule; P-body. Bases 1 to 1374 code for a protein of 457 amino acids. The transcript has 2 exons.
AUGAUGGGUAUUUUUGAGGCUGGUUUUGAGAAGCCCUCCCCCAUCCAAGAAGAAACUAUACCCGUGGCCCUCACUGGGCGGGAUAUCCUUGCGCGCGCGAAAAACGGAACAGGAAAGACUGCUGCCUUUGUUAUCCCGACGUUAGAACGAACGAAUCCCAAAAAUUCCAAAACACAAGCCCUCAUCCUGGUCCCUACAAGAGAACUCGCUCUUCAAACAUCGCAAGUGUGCAAGACACUCGGGAAACAUCUUGGUAUCAAUGUUAUGGUCACGACUGGUGGCACGGGCCUUCAGGAUGAUAUUAUACGCCUGAAUGAAGCAGUUCACAUCAUCGUUGGCACUCCUGGGAGAAUACUGGAUCUUGCUAGUAAAGGUGUGGCAGACUUGUCAGAGUGUUCGACUUUUGUUAUGGACGAGGCGGACAAGCUUCUCUCACCCGAGUUCACCCCGGUUAUCGAACAGCUUCUGUCGUUCCAUCCCAAGGACCGUCAAGUAAUGCUUUUCAGCGCAACAUUCCCAAUGAUCGUCAAAUCUUUCAAGGACAAACAUAUGAGGAAUCCUUACGAGAUCAACCUCAUGGACGAGCUUACACUUCGGGGCAUCACGCAGUAUUAUGCGUUCGUCGAAGAAAAGCAAAAAGUCCACUGUCUGAAUACUCUCUUCUCCAAACUCCAAAUCAAUCAAUCUAUCAUUUUCUGCAACUCUACAAACCGUGUUGAACUACUCGCCAAGAAAAUCACCGAACUGGGGUACUCAUGUUUUUAUUCUCACGCUAAAAUGUUACAGCAUAACCGAAAUCGUGUGUUCCACGACUUCCGUAACGGCGUUUGCCGAAACCUGGUCUGCUCAGACCUGUUGACACGCGGCAUUGAUAUUCAGGCAGUGAAUGUCGUGAUCAACUUUGAUUUCCCCAAAAAUGCAGAAACUUAUCUUCACCGCAUAGGUCGUUCAGGUCGGUUUGGACACUUGGGUUUGGCUAUUAACCUAAUCAACUGGGAGGAUCGAUAUAACCUGUAUAAAAUUGAACAGGAGUUGGGCACUGAAAUCCAGCCAAUCCCCCAAUCCAUCGACAAAAAGCUCUAUGUUUACGACACACCCGACACCAUCCCCCGACCCACUUCUAACGUUGGCCACCAGCAGCAGCAGCAGCAGCAGCAACAACAGCAUCAGCAUACUUCCGCACCGCCGCAACAUCCUAACAAUCCAGGAAAUCACAAUCGCCGACAUGGCCAGCAUCAAUAUGCUUCCAAUAGGGGCCGUGGAUCUUAUCGUGGCGGCCGUGGCCAAGGACAACGGGGUGGCUAUGGAGAAAAUCAUCGCCAGAACUGCACCGUACCGCGACCAAGCGCAGCCGCAUCUGCACCCGCGUCGUAA